UAUCUAGAAGGGUGUCAGGAUGAAUUGGGCGGACUAGAAGUAGGAAAUAUUUAAAACUAAUAAAGAUUAAGUAAACUAAGAUGGAGUAAAGAGCACAAAUAUCUGCAUCUAUAUUGCAAAAUCUCAUUCAUUCAUUCAUUCAUUCAUUCGAUAAUUAAUGUGCAUUUUUGGGGGAUUGGUUAGAAAUAUUUGGCAACCUUGCUUUCAGUCCCAACACUAUGCCGGCGUAGGUUUUAAAAAGGGUUCAUGGUUAACGUUAUCGAAGUUGCUGUUAUGGCCAUCACGUGUUUCCAGGUUCAGUGAGAUCUGUCUUGAGGCCUUCGGAAUCAACAGUGUGUUUUCCUGUGGCUUACAGCACUCAAGAAUAAAAGUGUUGCUUUCGAGGUUUAGAGGAUGAGCAGGGGACGUGGCACAAAAAAAAGAGUGUUUACAGAAAUGCCAGAUGCUCUUGAGUCUUUUGAUGGGGUGAUUCUGGAGGAGGUAAAGCAGCUUUUUAGUAAAGUGAGGCAGUACAGCGCUCCACCUGGUACUGAAUGGUGUUUACCAGACCCCAGCGUGGUGCUCUGCGACCGACCAUGGAGUCAUCCACCUCUGCAGGCUCUGAAAGACUCCCUGAACGAGGUGAAAAAUCAGCUCAGUGACAAAGAUUUGCCGGUGUGGCACCAACACACUUGCUCCACCAACCGAGCGGGCAUCGUUACAUCCCACCUCCGUGAGACUGCCAAUGCUGAACUUUGCACCCAGGCCUGGGCCAAAUUCUAUGAGAUCCAAGGAACCUUCAAACUCCUACCGGACACUGCACUGCAGAACUGUGAAUUGAACUCGGUUCAUUUGUGCGAAGCUCCUGGAGCAUUUAUUUCCGCACUUAACCAUUUCCUCCAGACCAGCAGGCUGCACUGUGACUGGACCUGGGCUGCUAACACGCUGAAUCCGUAUCACGAAGCUAAUGCACGGAGCUGCACGAUUGCAGACGACAGACUCAUUGCUCAUACUCUUCCUUGGUGGUUUUUUGGUUCGGACAACACCGGCGACAUCAUGCUUCAGAAGCAUAUGCUGGAGCUGCAAAUAUUUGUUAGUAACAUGCGCAGUGUGGAUUUGGUCACAGCAGACGGAAGCUUUGACUGCCAGGGUGAUCCUGGAGAGCAGGAGAAUUUAGUAGCUCCCCUGCAGUACUGUGAAACUGUGUGCGCUUUACUCUUGCUUGCCCCAGGAGGCUCGUUUGUCCUGAAGAUGUUCACACUUUUUGAGCAUUCGUCCAUUUGCCUGCUUUACCUCCUCGUGUGCUGCUUUCGCUUGGUUCACGUUUUCAAACCUGCAACCAGUAAAGCCGGGAAUUCUGAAGUCUACAUUGUGUGUUUGAGCUUUAAAUCUAAAGACAUUGUCCGGCCGCUGCUCUCAAAGCUAAUCCGUAACUACGGUCCAGAUAUGCUUUCCACAGCAGCGCUGUUUCCAAAAAGCUGCAUUUCCAACUCUUUCCUCAAGCAGCAUGAAGAAAUCUGCACGUUUUUCCAGGGGCUACAGAUCAGCACCAUCCAGGAGAACCUGCACCUCUUUACCAGUAUGACUGCUGAGCAACGCAGGCAUCUAGAUCAGGUCAGAGCAUGUGCGGCGCAGUUCUACGUGCAGCGCUUUCAGGUACAGCCUUUAUCACGCAGACGCUGGGUGUGCAGAGGGGGAUCGAUGGCUUGGGGGAAGCCGUGUCAGAGGAAACCAAUGGGAUCUUUUAACCAGCGCAAGGAGAUGCAGUGUAAGGAGUGGAAGCAGCGUCUUGCACAUGGACCUUACCAAGCAUUAAUAAAGGAACAUUUUCAUGCUGAGGAAGGAUAUGAUUUUGCACUCACUGGUCCUGUGCCUGAGUGUGACUUAAACGCAUGGUUUGGUCUUGUAGGAGCGACACUGCAAAAAGUACGCAGCUCUGCAUUCUGUGAAUCGGAAAUAUUGGACCUGCUUAAUGAAGCUUUAGAAGAGUUCACACUGGUCAUGAAGGAAGAACCACUGGCCACACCAGCUUGCAGAUCUUGCUUCACCAGGACCUCAUCUCCUGCAUUCACAUUAAAUAAACUCUGCUCGUAUCCACUUGUCUCUUCUUGCAUGGUGAUGGUUGGAAAUUCAUCAUGGCAGGAUAUCAACCUUCCAGAAAAUAAGCUGCAGUUCUGUCCAGGCCCUUCCUACCCAGAACUGUGCGUUUCUGCUUUGCAUGAUGGAGACCCACUUCAUCAACGCGAACUGCUCAGCAGUGUGUUUUCAGCUCUGUGUCGACUCGCUGAGGGAUCAUCCCUGGUGGUUCCAUUGAGCACAGCUUUGACCCGUUUCACUGCAUCUCUAGUCCUCGCACUCCACCUCUGCUUCCAGUCUAUCACUUUCCAUUGCCUUGUUGGCGGUCCACCUGUUGUGCUGUUGUGUGUGGGAUUCACCUCAGUACCUCAGAUCAACACCGUCCUCCAGGAGGUCCUGGACCAAAUGAGAACACUAGAGCCAGGCAGGCAGAUUCUACAAUUUGCUCCGAUGGCAGAACUAACCAGAGGUUCACUGCCUCAAUUUCUGUCCAGUCUCAAUAACACUGUUUUGAGGCAGCAGCUCCAUUUACUUCUAGCAUUGCAGAAGAAAAAAUAACAGGCUUCAGGGUGUCCUGAAAAACCUCUAUAGAAACGGGACUACGUUUCCCAGAACCACAUAGUACGUUACUCUGUUAGUAGAUCAUUCACUAUUCCUUCAGUCCACUUCCACCCUUUCAGCCUUUUUCUAAAAUUCUUAAGCAUGGCACAAAUUCCAUGUAUCACGUCCAUCGCAAUCCUGUGACAGAUUUCCGAUCAAUCACGAGAUUAAAGUAUGUUACAUAUUUAAAUUAAAGGCCUAAAGAGUUUAUUUCCCCUGUUUGUAUUGAGACUUUGGUGGCACCCUCUGUCUCCGUCCCACUGAAACUCAAUCCCAGUCCUCAAGGAUCCAUAAUCACCAUUUUUGUUAUAUGCCCCUUAUUAAAAGGUGACUGACUUGGCAUAUGACAGCAAAUUCCGGCUUUUGACAAUUAGGGAAUUGAUUAAAACUCCAAUUAUUCUACAAGUAUCCUGUCUAUCACAUCCAUCAUUCUUAAUCCACAGAGCUUUGUUCAUUUUCCUGUUUUUUUCCUACACUUACACUUCUGACUGAGAUUAAACAGCACUGCGUACCUUGAGCUGGGAGAAAUGACUCGGGGGUGUAAUUCACACCAUCCUUAAAGCUCAACUCUUAUUUUAUUAUUAUUAUUAUUAUUAUUUUUUUUAAUCCAAGUGCAGUAAUAGUGUUUGAGGUUCAUGUAACGCUCUGACAGAUUGUUUUUUGGGACCCAUAUCUUUAUAGUUUGAGAAAAUACACAGAACUUCUGAUUGUCUUACGCAGUGUGCUUCAUUUUAUGGUUUCGAAUGAUUCAUUUGCUUUAUCUGUAAAUAAUUUGAAGUUAUUGAACAAGUACAUUAAGUUGUUACUAUUCGGUCAGCGGGUUUAUUUAUUUAUUUUAUUAAAAAUGCUUUAUUUUUGGAUAUAUGGUGGUGUAAAAUAUGAUUCUAGAGUCUUCCACUGAAUAAAAAUAAUACAAAUAUAAAAGUUGAA
Messenger RNA from Silurus meridionalis, 3585 nucleotides. RefSeq names its product cap methyltransferase 2 (gene cmtr2). Gene Ontology annotation, molecular function: methyltransferase cap1 activity. The coding region runs from base 394 to 2613 and encodes 739 amino acids. Gene Ontology annotation, biological process: 7-methylguanosine mRNA capping. Gene Ontology annotation, cellular component: cytoplasm; nucleus. The record is from RefSeq and is a predicted model, not a curated record. NCBI's taxonomy places the organism in Eukaryota, Metazoa, Chordata, Actinopteri, Siluriformes, Siluridae. The transcript has 3 exons.